AUGGCUCCCAUUAGGCCUAAAGCUUCCACGAAAGGCCGCAAACGCUGGGGUCGUGGGAAGAGCAACCACUUCGAGAGCCGCACCAAGAGGAAUCGCAAAAUCCCGCGCCUUGGUAUCAACCGGAUCGAGAGAAACCGUACAGAGAGGAGCAGUGCCGAGAGACAGCGUGCUGAGAGGAAUAAGGUUGAGAAGAGUCACGCCGUGAAUAGUAUUGCUGAAAAAUACCGCGCUGAGAAACAGCUGCCCUGGAGACCGCCGCGGCCUCUAGCCAUUCUUGCCCAAAAACACGAACUGGCAUUGUCUAGAAAAGCCCUGUUCCCGCAGUCAGGCCCUUCUGCUGCGAGCAAGAAGCCCAAGCCAGUCAUCACUAAAUCCAGACAUGGUCUGGCUAAAUACAAGCCUGUGGCCCAGUGGCCGUCACCGGAACCUUUGGAGAUGAACUGCCUCGAAAGGGCGCCAUUGCCCCCUAAUUAUGUGUUUGUUCCCAGGGGUGAUGUCUAUGUUACUCGACACUGUCGAAGUAAAACAAAGGAAGAUCACCGGCUGGUCUAUAAAGUUUAUGACAACACAGGGAAGAAGGCACUUGGAAUCCGCGUUCCUGCCGAUGUUCACGCUGCUGUACUACGAUCAGCCGAAGAAACGGCAGAGUCCCGCGCCAAUGCCGUCAGAGCCCGCGACGAGAGAGAAUUAGCACACAAUAGAGAACUUUUAAGGAAGCAGUUUCCCUUGAUGCCGGCACAGUCGCUAAACACCAUCCUCCAGCACGCCUUCCUCAAAGGCUCUGGCCGUGUCGGGAGAACUACGACUACCCCUGAAAAGGAAAAGGUCAUUCUAGCUGUGGAGGCACAUAUUCGACACGUACAUACACCAUAUGAGGAGCUACUUCGCUCAGGGAUGCCUCGACUAGAGGCUCGCAAUAAGUUAUCUCGAAAACCAUGUCAUACCACGUUAACCAUCGAUCUCACGGAAUGCAUACGACGUACCCGUGCGUCAAUUGCUACGGCGCAUGCCUUCUUGUCGAGGGUUUUUUCUGGAAGCGGUCAGAGAUGUUGAAUAAUGAUGGCAUGAGUUACGAGAAAUGCG
Molecule: messenger RNA, 1083 nt
Organism: Aspergillus nidulans FGSC A4
Lineage: Eukaryota; Fungi; Ascomycota; Eurotiomycetes; Eurotiales; Aspergillaceae
Product: DUF2293 domain-containing protein
Exons: 4
Coding region: 1-1053 (350 amino acids)
Source: RefSeq, a predicted model, not a curated record